GGAAGUGAAAAAAAGAAACAUUACAAAACGCGAAGGACGCCUCGGUGAGGAGGGGACGAGGGAGCUACCGCCGAUCAGGAGAAGAAGCCGCUGCAGCGAAAGGAAGGUUGAACUCAUCCUUGAUCACCAUGCCGAGGGGGAGCCGAAGCCGAACGUCCCGGAUGGCGCCACCCGCCAGCCGUGCACCAAUGCGAUCAGCUCCAACUAUGGCUGCGCGUGCUCCUGUCCCAGCUCCAGCCCCUGCUUCAGCAGUGGGUUCUCCUGCCCCCAGGCAGCCUGGCCUGAUGGCCCAGAUGGCCACCACAGCUGCAGGUGUUGCUGUAGGUUCUGCUGUGGGCCAUACUCUAGGACAUGCCAUGACUGGGGGCUUUGGGGGUGGAAGCUCUGAAGCUGCAAAACCUGACAUCACUUACCAGGAGCCUCAGUCAGCAGAGCCUGCUAUGCAGCAGUCCCAAUACACACCUUGCCAGUAUGAGAUGAAGCAGUUCUUGGAGUGUGCUCAGAACCAGAGUGAUUUGAAACUAUGUGAAGGGUUCAGUGAGGUGCUGAAGCAAUGCCGAUUUGCAAAUGGCUUAGCUUAAUUAAACUCUGGAGGAUCAAAUCUAGCUCCAUCACUGAGAUCGAUUGCCAGUAAAAUUUUCUUUUAACGUCUAAAAGCUCUCCAACUUGUCUUUGUUUAUAAUCCGUUUUCCAUCUGACAAGAAAGCAUGAAGUUUGCAGCAAGAAGAAUUGUGGCAAUAAGUUCUUGUGGUUGGGAAAGUGGAAUGAUCAUCCAAUUUUAGGAUUACUUCACUUGUGUUAUUCCAGAUUGUGAUUGUGUAUGAUCCUUAGAAUAAAAAAUGACUAUUCUGGAAAAGAGGUUUUAAAUUGCCUGUCAGUCUUUAAUAAAUAACGAUGACUGGAAACA
Protobothrops mucrosquamatus (brown spotted pit viper) is the source of this 907-nucleotide messenger RNA. It is a transcript of the gene CHCHD2, whose product is annotated as coiled-coil-helix-coiled-coil-helix domain containing 2. Gene Ontology annotation, cellular component: nucleus; mitochondrion. NCBI's taxonomy places the organism in Eukaryota, Metazoa, Chordata, Lepidosauria, Squamata, Viperidae. Bases 129 to 581 code for a protein of 150 amino acids. Gene Ontology annotation, biological process: mitochondrion organization; positive regulation of transcription by RNA polymerase II. The transcript has 4 exons. The record is from RefSeq and is a predicted model, not a curated record. Gene Ontology annotation, molecular function: sequence-specific DNA binding.